Messenger RNA from Glossina fuscipes, 765 nucleotides. It is a transcript of the gene RpL19, whose product is annotated as 60S ribosomal protein L19. Bases 81 to 695 code for a protein of 204 amino acids. Gene Ontology annotation, molecular function: structural constituent of ribosome; RNA binding. Gene Ontology annotation, biological process: translation. The record is from RefSeq and is a predicted model, not a curated record. Gene Ontology annotation, cellular component: cytosolic large ribosomal subunit; ribosome. Lineage: Eukaryota; Metazoa; Arthropoda; Insecta; Diptera; Glossinidae. The transcript is spliced from 3 exons.
UUAAUGUUCGAAAAUGGUUGCCGUUUCCGUUUCGAUAAUUCAUCUGUCUUUCCGAAAAACGACGAUUGCAAGUCGACACCAUGAGUUCUCUUAAACUUCAAAAGAGGCUUGCAGCCUCUGUUAUGCGUUGCGGUAAAAAGAAAGUAUGGUUGGAUCCGAAUGAAAUUAAUGAAAUUGCCAACACAAACUCACGACAAAACAUUCGUAAAUUGAUCAAAGAUGGUUUGAUAAUUAAGAAGCCUGUGGUGGUGCACUCCCGUUAUCGUGUGCGUAAAAACACCGAGGCACGACGCAAAGGUAGACACUGCGGUUUUGGUAAACGUAAAGGUACCGCGAAUGCCCGUAUGCCUACAAAAUUUUUAUGGAUGCAACGCCAGCGUGUUCUUAGACGUUUAUUAAAGAAAUAUCGUGAUAGCAAAAAGAUCGAUCGCCAUUUGUAUCAUGAUUUAUACAUGAAGUGCAAGGGUAAUGUAUUUAAAAACAAACGUGUGCUUAUGGAAUACAUCCACAAAAAGAAAGCUGAAAAGCAACGCAGUAAAAUGUUGGCCGACCAGGCUGAGGCUAGAAGACAAAAAGUGCGUGAAGCGCGUAAACGGCGUGAGGAGCGCAUCGCCAAUAAAAAGCAAGAACUUUUAAGUCUGCACGCAAAGGAAGAUGAGGUGGCCGCUCAAGCAGCUACAACUGGCAAAAAGUGAAUCAAGUAGCGAAGUUCUUGUUAUGAUAAAAGAAAUUGUUUUGAUAAUAAAAAAGAGGAAAACAACAAAA